AUGUCAAUGAAGUUUCAAUUGAACCUCAGUACAUAUUUUUGUAAGGGAACCGGGAACUUUCUAAUCACGGCAGGUGACAGUGUGAGUGUGCACGAGUCGACGGUGUGCCGCGUUCUGCACAGGGUCGUCGCUACACCUUGCAGGCGCGUGAACAGCUUCAUCCGAUGGUCAACGGCUGAGGAACUAAGAGCAGCGCAGCAGGACUUUUACGAGUUGGCUGGAUUUCCUGGGGUCGUGGGAGACGGCACGCACGUCCCCAUCCAGGCACCGUCGGAACAGGAGGGAUCCUACGUCAACCGCAAGAACUACCAUUCGAUCAAUGUUCAACUGAUCGUAGCGGCUGACUGUAGGAUCUUGGAUGUGGCCGCCAACUGGCCAGGAAGCAUCCAUGACUCCCGGAUUCUGCGCGACAGCACCAUAGGCAGGGAGUUUGAACGUGGGGUCCACACUAGACUUCUCCUCGGGGACAGUGGUUACCCAUGCAAACGCUGGCUCAUGACUCCGUUCCUCCAGCCACGAGACAGGCCACAAGCGGAUUACAACACUUCGCAUUCGACAACGCGGGCUGUCGUUGAACGGACGAUUGGCCAGCUGAAGCGGCGGUUUCACUGCCUUCACUCUGAACUGCGUGUUGCAACCCGGCACUGCUGCCCCAUCAUCACGGCGUGCUGCGUGUUGCAUAACAUCGCCAAGCAGUUCGGCACUAAAGUGAGGGAGUGCCCCAGAGAUUCCGACGACGACGACCCUGUAAUGAUGCCUCGUUACGAGGGGCAGCAAGAUGGAUUCGUUUACACGAAUGCAAUCGUGCGGCAACACUUUACAUGA
Ornithodoros turicata is the source of this 825-nucleotide messenger RNA. Its product is annotated as putative nuclease HARBI1. The transcript has 3 exons. Lineage: Eukaryota; Metazoa; Arthropoda; Arachnida; Ixodida; Argasidae. The record is from RefSeq and is a predicted model, not a curated record. The coding region runs from base 1 to 825 and encodes 274 amino acids.